Episyrphus balteatus (marmalade hoverfly) is the source of this 1127-nucleotide messenger RNA. Its product is annotated as TBC1 domain family member 31-like. The record is from RefSeq and is a predicted model, not a curated record. The transcript has 2 exons. Lineage: Eukaryota; Metazoa; Arthropoda; Insecta; Diptera; Syrphidae. Bases 87 to 965 code for a protein of 292 amino acids. Gene Ontology annotation, cellular component: centrosome.
AAUUUAUCACCUAUGGAAUCGUGUUGGAUGGAAGAAGGGCCAAAUGCCCCGCAAACUAGACAGCUCCUGGAUCUUUCCCAAAAAUAAUGACAACAUACUUUUUUGCCAGACGAUUGAUGUCGAUAAUAGAGCCCACAGACUGUUUUAGGGUUGCUCUAUCCAAAGAUAAAGAGUUCCUAAGCACGAUAAGGCACACAGGAGAGGGCAACAUUUAUAAUGUUAGCGCAUUGAUUGACUGUCUUAAAUCAGCCCAGAACUGUGUUCAAAUGCUACGCCAAACUGCCGUGUUCCAACCAAAAGCUCUGUCGGUGAAUUGUUUUGACAAUGAAUACGGACACUAUCCAAGUAAAUAUCGGUUGCUCAUUUGGGCUGCUCUCCUCGAUGUACCCUGCAACAAGUCAAAAUUUUCAGAAAUAGUCAAAAUGGGAACUCACUCAACAGCUGUUGCAUUAAAUGCCAGCCUAAAGUUGAAAGAUUCAACAGCCAGGCGUUAUCUCAUAAAAAUUUUCUCAUGUCUUGGUCAUUGGUCGAAGAUCUUUGGCAUAAGUGACUUUGUCCCGGAAUUCAUCUUUCCAUUUGUGAAGAUUUUCUCCAACAGUCUUACUGUUUGCUUUGAAAUUAUUGCUACAAUUCUAACGAAUCAAUGCCAGUUGUGGUUUGAGUUUCAUCCAUUGGAGCCCCAAAACUAUUUGGGAAUGUGUGAAAAUAUCCUAAAUCACUUUGAUCCUCAGUUGGUGAAAUUCUAUUCCAAAACUCAAGUUACAGCGAAAGAAUAUGCUUGGUCGAUUAUAUCAAAUGGAUUCUCUGAGAUUCUAGAUGAAGAGGCAAUGGAAAUCGAGUUGACAUUAGCCGAAGAACACAUCAAAGAUCAGGACUUGGAAUUAAUUUCACAUAAAUAUGAAAUUGAUGAUAUUUUAAGUGAAGCCGAUUACCAACCAAUGAGGAAUAGUUUAGAAAUACGAUAAACAAAAUCAAUGACGGAAAGAAAAAACUUAAGAAUGACUUAGAACUUAUACUUCGAGAUGAUGUAAAAAGUCAAGUAGAUGAUGGAAAGUUAUCGGCUCGUGGUUUAAGUGAAGUGGAAUCUUCAAUUAGAGAUCUAGAACGAGAAUUUCAAUCUGCACUCA